AUGAUAAUAAUGGUGAUGAUUUUCCUGAUAUUUCUAUUCUGGGAAAAUGAGUUAUAUGAGGAAACAAUGGUGUCAAACAUGGAGCACUUGCAUGUGGACUACCCUCGGAGUGACUUUCCUGUAAGGUACUGCAACCACAUGAUCUUACAAAGAAUCAUCAAGGGACCUGACAACACCUGCAAAAAGGAGCAUGUCUUCAUCCACGAGAGGCCUCGAAAAAUCAAUAGUGUUUGCACUUCUCCCCAAAAAAUGGCUUGCCCAAAUCAUUCCACCAUUUUGUGCUUCCAGAGUGAGACAAAGUUCAAAAUGACAGUCUGUAAACUCAUUGAAGGUAUCAGAUAUCCUUCCUGCAGGUACCACGUUUCCCCCACGGAGGGGUUUAUUCUUGUCGGUUGUGAUGCCAUGGGGCCAAUUAAUGUUCAGAGAUAUAUUGCAUAA
Pteropus alecto (black flying fox) is the source of this 438-nucleotide messenger RNA. RefSeq names its product ribonuclease A family member 12 (inactive) (gene RNASE12). NCBI's taxonomy places the organism in Eukaryota, Metazoa, Chordata, Mammalia, Chiroptera, Pteropodidae. The record is from RefSeq and is a predicted model, not a curated record. The coding region runs from base 1 to 438 and encodes 145 amino acids. The transcript has a single exon. Gene Ontology annotation, molecular function: nucleic acid binding.